Molecule: messenger RNA, 231 nt
Organism: Phytophthora sojae
Lineage: Eukaryota; Oomycota; Peronosporomycetes; Peronosporales; Peronosporaceae
Exons: 1
Source: RefSeq, a predicted model, not a curated record
UGGCAAGUUGAUGUGGAAGCCCAAACAUGCGGGUACCGAAUCUUCCUGAAGGUGGGCGGCAGCAUUCACCUGAGCUAUGGCCUCACAGUGCGAGAUAAGCUCGACCUCUUCGACCGUACGCGCCUGGUCUACCGCGGCUGCAAAAAAGCUCGGCGCGAACGGAGCGAGCAGCAACCGGCUGGACGACCUACAAAAAAUCGAACCGCACUAGAGUUAGCGUACGAGACGUAG